CGGAGUCCGGACUAUUCGGGUGGAUACCUCUUGGAUUGUCUGUUAAGCUUCUCAUGGUAUAUAAACAUGGUAUUUAAACUUGUCCUAAACAUCGUAUGAGUCCUAGUUAUUUCUUUUGACUGCUCGACAAGACAACGCUCGCCAGUCCAGCGAGUCUACCAGAGCCAUUUAAUUGUAUUUUUUUAUUUCUCAGGAAUCACACCGACCGCCGCUAGACCUAAAGACAUGCCUCUUGAUCGUGGCCCUUCACCUUUUACCCCCUCCCUUAGACGUGUCGAAGCCAUGUCUCCCCUGGAUAACGAAGUUCACCCAGUCUUCCAUGCUGGUAGAGUGGCAGUUAUCACUGGCGCUGCGAGCGGUAUCGGUAAAGCUGCUGCUAUCGAAUUGGCAAAGCUAGGUCUGAAAAUUGCUAUGGCGGAUCUCAUGGAAGAUGUCUUGGCCUUUGCUGCCAAGGAGGUCAUUUCCAUUGUUGGAGAGGCUAAUGUACUUGUUAUUCCGACCGAUGUGUCGAAGAUCGACGACGUUGUGCGUUUGCGCGACAGGGUCUAUGAGGCGUGGGGCGAGGUUGCAGUUCUCCUCAACAAUGCUGCCAUAGGUCCCGACAGCAAAUCUUGGAAGAUGCUGGAUAACUGGAAGAAGACGUUUGACGUCAAUCUUUUCGGUGUGAUCAAUGUGCAGCAGACCUUUGUGCCAUCCAUGCUGCACCAGGAGAACCAAGCUGUCGUCAUCAACACUGGAUCCAAGCAAGGGAUCACCAAUCCACCUGGCAACCCAGCAUACAACGCCGCAAAGGCCGCGGUGAAGAGUCUGACGGAAGGACUCGCACACGAGCUUCGCGAAAGUCCGGCGUGCAACGUCACCGCGCAUCUCUUCAUCCCUGGGUGGACCUUUACAGGUCUGACCGCUCGCAACGGUGGCGAGAAACCCGCAGGCGCUUGGACGGCUGAGGAGACAGUUCUUUUCAUGCUCGACCAUGUUCGUGCUGGCGAGUUUUACAUCCUCUGCCCUGACAACGAGUCUCGCCACCAACUCGAUCAGCUACGCAUCAUGUGGGGUGCGGCAGAUGUUGUCGAGGGCAGGCCUGCGCUGAGUCGUUGGCACAAAGACUGGAAGUCCCUCUUUGAAGAGUACGUGCGUGACGGGCUGGCUAACAUGGAGUGAGGAGAUGCGCAAUAACAUAUUAUACCGAUCAUGUUGGGAGGAAUGCAGCAAAAGACGUGUUCGAAGUGUUGUUGUUCUCAUAGUUAUCGAGUAUCGCUUCACUAUGUAUAAACGUUGUUCCUAUAUGUAAUGUCAACAUUUCGUUCGAGUUUA
This is a messenger RNA of Suillus subalutaceus, 1314 nucleotides long. RefSeq lists its product as uncharacterized. The record is from RefSeq and is a predicted model, not a curated record. Gene Ontology annotation, molecular function: oxidoreductase activity, acting on NAD(P)H, oxygen as acceptor. The transcript has 8 exons. Gene Ontology annotation, cellular component: intracellular anatomical structure. Bases 226 to 1161 code for a protein of 311 amino acids. NCBI's taxonomy places the organism in Eukaryota, Fungi, Basidiomycota, Agaricomycetes, Boletales, Suillaceae.